AAACAAUCAACUUCAUCAAUCAAUCAAUCAAGCAAACAAUCAAUCAAUCAAGCGAUUCUUUUUUUGGGUUUAAGAAACGAAAACUACUUCAAAUACUUCAAUUACCUACAAACAUACUCAAGAAGCUGCUGCUGAGACAACGACGAAGGCAAAGCAAAAACAAAAAGUAUUAUUAGUAACUAAACUUAAAAGAAAAACUUCUCAUUAACCUCAUUGAACGGCAGGCCUCAAUAUAAAUAUAUAUAUAUUUCGAAAACAAUAUACAUUAAAAUAGCUCUGGGCAGGUUUAAGGACAACGCUAGCAAAGUAAGAAAACUUAGCAGUUAAUGAAAAAAAAAACUAUAUAAAGAUUUAUAUAAACUAAAAAAAAACUUUGCAACUUGAAGGCUGAAACCAUUUUGAUAACCAUACAAAAGCAGAAAAAAAACAAUAAAUUAAAUAAACAACUUGCAACAAGCGUAAAGAAGAAGAGACUGAUUUUUCUAAAAAAUAAAAAGCUACAACAAGAGGAUAAAAAAACUCAGAGGCAGAGAGAGCAGCAAGUGAUGCAGGAUUAAAUCCAAUUCCAUAUAAAAAAAAAGAGUUAUAUACAUAACGCACACAUACAAAUUCACAAUAAAUAUUUUUGAGCAUAGAUUUGUAUAAGCAACAAUAACGAAUUUUUGAGAAGCGAGCGCUAAAAAUGCUUAAGAAAUUGAAAUGCAUGGAAGCAGCAGCAGCAGCUGCGGCAGCGGCGCAAGCAGCAACAACAACAAGUGGCGCAGCAGCAAAGGCAAUAAAAGCAGAGCCUGUGGAUUAUGAGACGCUGCAGCAGCAGCUGGAGGAGCGGCCAAGCAGCAGCAGCAGCAGCAGCAGCAAUGUGGCAACAGCAGCAGCGACGACGACGCCACAGCGCUACACACACGUGCAAGUGCAAACGGUGGCGCCGCGGCAACCUACAGGACUUACAACACCCGGUGGCACACAGAAAGUGAUACUAACGCCACGCAUUGAGUAUGUGCAACAGCGCGCUGCAAGCAGCAGCAGCAGCAGCGGCAGCAAGCCAAGUUAUCAUUUAGAUGCUGCUGGCAGCUCACAAAUUAUUAUAGCCCGAACGCUGCCGGCGCAGCAGCAGCAGCUGUCGCGUCGUCAUUCGGUUAGUCCAAGCUCCACGCACUAUCAGCAGCAGCAGCAGCAGCAGCAACAUGCGCAGUCGCCGCGUCCGCGCAUCAUCCCGCUGGCGCCGCGCACGCCAGCCGUGCGCGUAUACCGCGACGGUUCGCCUCGAUGA
Drosophila busckii is the source of this 1270-nucleotide messenger RNA. RefSeq names its product ecdysone-induced protein 75B-like. Bases 683 to 1270 code for a protein of 195 amino acids. The record is from RefSeq and is a predicted model, not a curated record. NCBI's taxonomy places the organism in Eukaryota, Metazoa, Arthropoda, Insecta, Diptera, Drosophilidae. The transcript is spliced from 2 exons.